ACGAUGCCUCCAUGUUCUGUCGGGACCAUCACGUGUCUCCCCCGCACCGCCAUGUCCAUUGAUGCGAUCCCCCAGACGGGAACGUGAGCCAUCGCGCCACGGCGACGCUCGCGAGCGGGCCGCCUAAAGGGAGCAGGAAGAAUUGAGGGCACGACGACCCACCGCGCGCCCGCGCUCUGCUCCGCAUGCGUUGACCCUUAGGGCGGGUGCGGAUGCCGAGAGAUCUGGACCGCGUCUUUGUUGAUGGGCGUUUCGCGCGCUUGGGACGGGCAGCUGGGGUUGGUUUGCUGUCGGGGACGGCGUGCAACAAGGGACGACAUUGUAAGUUGCCAGCGGCUGCCGCGGCAUGCAACCAGCUCAUGCACCCUCUUCCCAUACUAUACGACGUACACCCAUUUGUCUGCGGCGCGCAAAACGGAAGCCAAGUCGAGCACCGUUUCGAUCCGGACUCUCUGGCGCUGCUACAAUGGAUGGAUGGAUGGGAUCUCGUCUCGGACGGGCCAGCAGGCACGGUGCACACCGCACCACAUUCUUGUCUCUGCAAGGUCCAUAUGCCCUCGUCCCUGUUCGCGCGCAACGCCGGGCGGGCGGUGCUCAUGGCCCGUUGCACCGGCCGGGCAGAUGAGUCGCGCAAGCCAGCUGACCUCGUUACCGUAGCAUACCUUCGUAGCUCCAGGGUGAGUCUCGACCAGCUGGCAACCAAGGUGCGCAGCGAGCGGAUGAUGGCGGCGGCCCCAAUCUCCGCGUCACCAGGAGUCCGUGGAUGGAAAUGGCGCCCCUCACCCCUUUUUUUUUGCCCGAACCGCCGGGAACGGCUGCCGCUGCUUACUGCUGUUGCUGCUGGUCAUCAAUUAACAUGGUACGGAACGCGGGACACCCGCCCACGCCGCACCCCGGCAGCUCCUCCUCCGUCCCCAGCAUCAAUUGAAAGGGUGUGACUGACUGACCC
Molecule: messenger RNA, 949 nt
Organism: Purpureocillium takamizusanense
Lineage: Eukaryota; Fungi; Ascomycota; Sordariomycetes; Hypocreales; Ophiocordycipitaceae
Exons: 2
Coding region: 213-938 (241 amino acids)
Source: RefSeq, a predicted model, not a curated record